AUGUCGGGCAGAGAAGGUGGUAAAAAGAAGCCCUUAAAGCAAGCUAAGAAGCAGUCCAAGGAAGUCGAUGAGGAUGAUGCAGCAUUCAAGCAGAAACAAAAGGAAGAGCAGAAAAAGCUUGAUGAACUGAAAACGAAGGCGUCCCAGAAGGGGCCACUCACUGGUGGCGGAAUCAAGAAAUCUGGCAAGAAAUGA
Messenger RNA from Ailuropoda melanoleuca (giant panda), 195 nucleotides. RefSeq names its product translation machinery-associated protein 7. The transcript has a single exon. The record is from RefSeq and is a predicted model, not a curated record. Bases 1 to 195 code for a protein of 64 amino acids. Lineage: Eukaryota; Metazoa; Chordata; Mammalia; Carnivora; Ursidae.